This is a messenger RNA of Mercenaria mercenaria, 1320 nucleotides long. Its product is annotated as glycoprotein 3-alpha-L-fucosyltransferase A-like. Lineage: Eukaryota; Metazoa; Mollusca; Bivalvia; Venerida; Veneridae. Gene Ontology annotation, cellular component: membrane. The coding region runs from base 1 to 1035 and encodes 344 amino acids. The transcript has a single exon. Gene Ontology annotation, molecular function: alpha-(1->3)-fucosyltransferase activity. The record is from RefSeq and is a predicted model, not a curated record.
AUGUCUACAUCAAACAAUUCUUACAUGAAUAAAAGCAGUAACACUCAGAGAGAAGCAUAUCUAAAAUACUUCAGAAUCACAUGGUAUAAUGUACCAAUAUUUUUGAAACUCAGACCUGAAGCUUUAAACAGUGGAUUCAAGAGAUGUAACUACAGCAACUGCAAAAUGUCCUCCAACAUUUCUGAUGCAGGAUACAGUGAUGCAAUUAUUUUUCAAGGUGGUUAUCGAUUUCCGCUUAAAUUGACUUUUAGACGACCGAAUGGUCAAGUAUGGAUAUUUUAUGAGCAUGAACCACCAUACAGAUAUAAACAAAUACGUUAUAGAUCGCUUCCAAAAAAUUAUUUUAAUUGGACAAUGACAUAUGAUGAAAGUGUUUCUGAUAUACAUUUACCAUACGGUGCAAUAACAAAUAAAUCAAGCAAGGUAAGUCGCAGUGAGGUUGUACUUAUGCGAAGUAAAAACAGAACAGCGCUUAUGAUAAUGUCUCAUUGUAAUACUCCAGCUAAUAGGCUUAGGUAUGUAAAUCAGCUUAAAAAGUUUAUUGACGUUGAUAUUCUAGGUGAAUGUGGUACUAGUUGGUCAUGUGGAAUCUUAUAUAAGCACGACAAUUGUUUUGAAAUAUUAAAUCGAUACAAAUUUUUCUUAGCUUUUGAAAACUCGUUUUGCAAUAACUAUUUUACAGAAAAAGUUUUUGACAACUUUGAUUAUGAUACAGUGUUGGUAACGCGAGGAGGAAAACAUGGACAGAUAAAUCAUAUACUCCCACAUGGAACGUUUAUAUCAACAGAUGACUUUAAAAACGCUAAAGAGCUUGGAUUAUAUCUGAAAUCAAUUAAAAAUGAAACAUACCUAAAUAUUAUCCGAAGGAAACAACAGUUUACAUCAUUUAGAAGUUAUGAAUCAGUAUUUCAGAAAGCUAUGUGUGAGAUUUGCGAAAGAAUGAAUAAUGCAGAUAUGUAUAAAAAAACAAUCGAAGAUAUCGAUAAAUGGGCAUUUACCUCCAACCCUUGUAGAACACCAGAUGGCUUUGAAUGAUGCUUUAUUUUCGACACGGCAAUAUUGACAAAAUGUUUUCUCCUAUCUGUCGUAAGUUAUCCUUGUUUAAAUCACCAUUUGAUCAUAAUAGAUACUGUAACUGUAUGUCUGUAACUAAUGCAGUUGAAAUGUCAAUUCAACUUUCACAACUUCAGAGUAACAAAUAAUGUAGUUCUAAAAACUAUGUUUUCCUAUCAGAUACAAGAGAAGAUUGCUAUUUGAAUUUUGUCAUAAAAAACUUAAAAUUUAACUAAUCCUGCAUGAAUACUUACUGUAAACUUAUCA